CCCCCACCCUGUCCUCCUGCCGUUCCUUCAUCACACCCACCUCCGCCCACUUUCAUAAGACGUGAGUUCCCUGCAUACGCUUAUCUCAAACCUUAUUCUGCCACAUUGCUGUGUCGCUGACGCCGUUGCUCGCAGGCCAUGGUCGCCCAGGCUGACGGUCGCGUGAACGAGCGCAUCGAGAACUACACCAAGUUCUGGCAGAAGGACAUCUCCAAGGACAGCGCGAACGACACCACCAACCGCAUCGACAGCUACACGGACGUCGUCAACGGCUACUACGACGGCGCCACCGACCUGUACGAGUUCGGCUGGGCGCGCUCCUUCCACUUCUGCCGCUUCUACAAGGGCGAGGCGUUCCAGGCGGGGCUCGCGCGCCACGAGCACUACCUCGCCGCGCAGAUGGGCCUGCGCCCCGGCAUGCGCGUCCUCGACGUCGGCUGCGGCGUCGGCGGGCCCGCGCGCGAGAUCGCGCGCUUCGCGGACGUGAACGUCGUCGGCCUGAACAACAACGACUUCCAGAUCGGCCGCGCGCGCCGCUACACGAAGGAGGCCGGCCUCGAGGGCCAGGUCUCGUUCGUCAAGGGCGACUUCAUGAAGCUCGCGGAGCAGUUCGGCGAGAACUCGUUUGAUGCGGUCUACGCCAUCGAGGCGACCGUGCAUGCACCGUCGUUCGAGGGCGUGUAUGGUGAGAUCAUGAAGGUCCUCAAGCCCGGAGGAGUGUUUGGUGUGUACGAGUGGGUGAUGACGGACGCCUGGGACCCGUCGGUCCCGUCGCACAAGGAGCUCGCGAACCGGAUCGAACUCGGGAACGGCAUCCCGGAGAUGCGGCCGCUGAAGCAGGCGUGCGACGCGAUGCGCACGGUCGGCUUCACCGUCGAGCACGAGGAGGACCUCGCGGACCGGCCCGACGAGGUGCCGUGGUACUACCCGCUCGAGGGCGACGUCUUCAAGGCGCAAACCGCGUGGGACUACAUCACCGUCUGGCGGAUGAGCUGGAGCGGCAAGCUCGUCACGCACUAUGGCGUGUGGUUACUCGAGCGGAUAGGCCUCGUCCCGAAGGGGACGUGGGAGGUCGGUGAGGCCCUCAAGAUUGCGGGCGACUCGCUUGUCGAGGGUGGCAGGACAAAGCUUUUCACGCCGAUGUACCUCGCCAUCUGCCGCAAGCCACAAAACUGAGUGGAUGCAUUUAUCUUGCUGCCAUCUCUUACAUUCCUUUCCUCGGACUGCAUACAUGAUUCUAUACCCUGGUAAUAGUCGCCCUGCGAGCCUGAUGUUCGAGAGCGUGUCGCUUGGAUGUUCCUGCAAUCAAUCGCAUUGUGAUCACCUGCGUGCGCAGCUAGAUGAGUGCUCGGAUCUAUCGUUGACGUUGGCACGCAAGGAUUGGACUGCUCGAAGGCGGAGUACUACGACGCGUUGCGAGAUUUGUGCGACCACAAGACAAGGUGGCGGUUUAG
Messenger RNA from Rhodofomes roseus, 1454 nucleotides. Its product is annotated as delta-sterol C-methyltransferase. NCBI's taxonomy places the organism in Eukaryota, Fungi, Basidiomycota, Agaricomycetes, Polyporales, Fomitopsidaceae. Bases 139 to 1176 code for a protein of 345 amino acids. Gene Ontology annotation, biological process: ergosterol biosynthetic process. The transcript is spliced from 4 exons. Gene Ontology annotation, molecular function: sterol 24-C-methyltransferase activity. Gene Ontology annotation, cellular component: endoplasmic reticulum. The record is from RefSeq and is a predicted model, not a curated record.